Pistacia vera is the source of this 650-nucleotide messenger RNA. RefSeq lists its product as uncharacterized. The transcript has a single exon. The record is from RefSeq and is a predicted model, not a curated record. NCBI's taxonomy places the organism in Eukaryota, Viridiplantae, Streptophyta, Magnoliopsida, Sapindales, Anacardiaceae. The coding region runs from base 57 to 413 and encodes 118 amino acids.
UUAGAACUUUAAGCUUCGAGAGAGAGAAAAAGAGAGAGAGAGAGAGGCAUAAAGAGAUGGCUCUCAGGUGGAUAGUCCAUACAGCAUGCAAUGUUUUAGGCUAUGAUCAAAACCACCCAAACAACAUCCACUGCAAAAAUGCUAUGGGCUACCAGAACCAAGUUCAUCCACAAGGUCUCCUCAACAACACCUCAAAGGUCACCACCACCACCACCACCACCAGCAAUUCCUCUUCAUCUUCAGGCUUCCAGAUGCCCCUUCAUUACCCUCGUUACUCCAAGGCAGACUACGAGAAGAUGGAGGAAUGGAAGAUCGACAUGCUUCUCAGAGAAUAUGGCCUCACUUUCCAGGGCACCCUCGAUGAGAAAAGAGCUUAUGCAAUGGGGGCAUUCUUGUGGCCGGAUCAAUUCUAAUCAUUCACCCUGGAGAAUUUUAUACCAUAGUUCUUCACAUAUAUAUAUAUAUAAUAAGUUCUGUUCAUAUAUUAUAUAUGAAGUUUAUGCUUUCAUGGUUAUUCUUCCAGACAAAGAGAGACCUAGUUUGGUAUGCUAAUGCUAUAUAUGUACUGUAAUUUGCUUCUUUUUUGUUAAUUACAUUACAUUAAUUUCUCUCUGAAAUUGAUUAAUGAAUUAGGAAGCAAUUUCUGGAUA